AUGUUCGGCGCCGACUUCCAGCGCGACGCCGAUGAUGUUGGCGCAUGUCGGCUGACGGUGGCGCCAGAGGACGACAGCGAAGGCCUGGCGCGUUUGGCCCUGCUUCCUGCGCCGCUGGCGGCGCAGGCCACGUACCCAUCGGAGUUUCGUUUGGACUGGUGUGUUGGGGAGCAAUGCUUCGACCAUUCCAUCAGCUGUGCGCAGUUUCAGAUGCGGCUCAAGGCCUACUACCAGGAGAAGCGACGUCCGCCGUUGCGCGAGGCCUUCUUUCUGGCCACGCUGCCACCAGUGUAUCAGCGUGAAAUGCUGCUGGGAUGCCCUGGCAUGGUGGUGCUGGCGCAUUUGCUGCUGGCAGAAUCACGUUUAUACACCCACGAGGUGAACGAGGCUUUGGAGUUGGUGGCCCGUGCAGAGGAGAUGAUGGAUAUCCCUGAGGUGGCGGGCGUCCACGCGGAGGGAGUCAAGAAGGCCUGGCCCUGGAAUGACGCCAUGGAACGCAUCGAUGAAACACUGCUGUGGCGCCAUGACGCUGGCAGAAAAUCAUUGUCCACGGACAUUGUCUUGCCUCAUUGCCGCGAGGAUUUGUCAUGGCUAGGAAACAGCUCUUUGGUUCAGUUCCUGCCGGCGCGGACGCGGGUUUUCAUCUACGAGAAAUGUGGAGGAGAUGAACGUCUACUGCAUCAGCUGCAAGCUGUUUUACCCGCAAAUGUGCAGCUGGUCUUCACUCGCCUGGACGAUCCGGCAGACCCGGCCACGGGGCAAGCGGCGCGAAGGGACGAGUGCACGGCGUAUCUGAGCCACGUGGUGAUGCAUUGGGAGGACCUGGCGGAGGUCACACUCUUUCUGCAUGGCGACCCAUCCGACCAUACGCCGUUCGGUCUGUUGAACCUGGUUUUUCGGGGACUGACUUUGGGGACCUUCAGUCAGUUAGACUUCGUGCAUUUGGGUGCACCGAGAUUAGUGGCCACCUACAAUCCUUGUCAAGAUGACAUCUAUCAACGUGCCUUCGGUCGCCCCUCUCAACAUCGACUCUUCACGUACUGCUGCUCACAGUUCUUGGUGUCCAAGCGUCGCAUCCGUGCGCGGCCCCUGGGGGACUACGUGCGCAUGUUGCAACUGGUGGAUGGCACUGUGGCGGAUCAGUGUGAACGGAUCGGUCCAUCCUACGAGAAGUAUGCGGGGCAACGGCUCUCGCACUGUUUCUUCUUGGAGUUCAUGUGGCACGUGGUCUUUGGUCAAGACGAUGAACUUCCUUCGCGCGCGGAUGAUGUGACCCUGCCGGUGUCUUUACGUUUGAAAGACAACGAGGAGCGUCCCCCCAGCAUUUGGAAGAGCUAUGUGACGCCCUUCAUCGGUGGACAUGCGACCUUCGAAGGCCAAGGGCAUGAAAACUGGCGGAAGCAUUUCAACAUGAACGUGGAUUUAGGCCGUCCCAUCCAGAAGAACUUCGGCUAUGUCUACGCCCGCGUGGAACUGUCCGUGCAGCUGCCUGAGGGAUAUCCAGCCACUGCCGCGCCCAUCAUCGAGCUGAAGCCGGCAGGCGGGUUGUCGGAAGAAGCCCUGCCAGCGGAGCUGUUGCAGAGCUCACUUGAGCCACUGGUGACCAACACCUUGGAGGAGUGUCAGGGAAUGGUGGCACUCUUCAUGGUGGCAGAGGCAGUCAGGGACUGGCUUCGAGAGCACGGGCGUAUGGAACGGCCUGUGAAGGAGGAGGCCGUUUCCGGCGCCGUUUCCGAGAAGCCCUGCCGGGGUUCCGGCGACGACGACUUCGACGUGGAUUCGGAGGACUUGGACGGUGAACUCAUCGACGCCCUGCUGGAACUCAUCCACUGCUCGAGUCGAAGUGUAGCACACGUGACGCGCUUCUUCGCGGAUCUUUACCGUUCAGCCAUGUUGUCACAAUUGUCUGCGCUCGUCCAGCAGAUCUGCAGCUUCAACCUAUUUCCAGAGAUUCAGGCCUCAACGGCGCCGGUGCUCCUUGGUUCGCCCAUGAACCGAGGCGCAUUUGUUGGACCACAGGUCCCUGCUUUGAAGCUGCGGGAGCUUCCUCACUCGCAGUCCAAAGAGACAAUCGCGACGAUUCCUAGCACUGCCUUGAAGUCGCCAUGUGCUUUGGCUUGGAUGGGCCGUGCUGAGAUAGUUGCUGCUUAA
Cladocopium goreaui is the source of this 2151-nucleotide messenger RNA. The record is from the annotation of a GenBank genome assembly. Lineage: Eukaryota; Dinophyceae; Suessiales; Symbiodiniaceae.